UUUAAGAAACAAAACGCCACUUUUUGUCCUCUGGAAACUACUCCUUGUUUUGUUUUUCGGCGAAGUUCAUUGCCCGGCGAUCUCUUUCUCCGGUGAAUCCUCAGCAAUAUCCUUCUCUCCGGCGACAUCGAGCUGUAAGUUCCGGUUGCUGUUUGCACCUGACUAAUAAUGGUAAGGCACAAGAAUUAUUCACCUCCACCUUAUAUUCCUCUGGAUCAGUCGGAUGCAGAAGUACCACAAGUUUCUACUGCAGAAGAAAUUCAACAGACCAAAAAAGAUGACCAUGCUCAGUGGAGUUCUGGAAUCUGUGCUUGUUUUGAUGAUCCACAGAGCUGUUUUAUUGGACUUCUUUGCCCUUGCUUUCUGUUUGGAAAAAAUGCGGACUUCUUGGGGUCAGGAACCUUGAUGGGAUCAUGUACAACUCACUUUAUUUUGUGGGCUUUUUUCAACACAAUUUGCUGCUUCUUAACUGAAGGCAUUCUUCUGGGUUUGCCUGGGUGCUUUGUUGCAUGUUAUGCCUGUGGCUAUCGAAAGACAUUGAGAUCAAAGUACAAUCUUCAGGAAGCUCCAUGUGGAGACUUCGCCACACACUUUUUCUGCCACUUAUGUGCCAUAUGCCAGGAGUACCGAGAGAUCCGUGAAAGAUCUGGAGAUUCGAACUCAUCUGAUCUUAGCUUAGUGGCAGUGACAGCCCCUCAAGUUCAGAAAAUGGAAACUCCUCCUGCAAACGAAUAGAUAGUCUGUUUCUACUGUCCGAAAAAUCAUUUUGCAAUGCUUCCCUUUUCCAUUAACUAGUCCCUCUUUGCAUUCUUUUGUUUUUGUGUUUUAUCGUCCAC
Solanum stenotomum is the source of this 836-nucleotide messenger RNA. RefSeq names its product protein PLANT CADMIUM RESISTANCE 10. The coding region runs from base 169 to 735 and encodes 188 amino acids. The record is from RefSeq and is a predicted model, not a curated record. Lineage: Eukaryota; Viridiplantae; Streptophyta; Magnoliopsida; Solanales; Solanaceae. The transcript is spliced from 4 exons.